Setaria italica (foxtail millet) is the source of this 1317-nucleotide messenger RNA. Its product is annotated as NAC domain-containing protein 76. The coding region runs from base 122 to 1186 and encodes 354 amino acids. Gene Ontology annotation, molecular function: DNA binding. Gene Ontology annotation, biological process: regulation of DNA-templated transcription. Lineage: Eukaryota; Viridiplantae; Streptophyta; Magnoliopsida; Poales; Poaceae. The record is from RefSeq and is a predicted model, not a curated record. The transcript is spliced from 4 exons.
CAAGCACAAGCUUUCACACCCUAUCUGGCGCUCCUGCUUGUCUCUAGGCUGUUGUUCUUGCUUUCGAGCUGAGCACAACCAAGCAAAGUCAAGGGAAGGUACCUUUCCAAGGUGAAGAAGCAUGCAUCCGAGCUGCUCGCCACUGACAGUGCCUCCGGGCUUCCGGUUCCACCCGACGGACGAGGAGCUCCUCUACUACUACCUGAGGAAGAAGGUCGCUUAUGAGCCCAUAGAUCUCGAUGUCAUAAGGGAGAUUGACCUCAACAAGCUUGAGCCAUGGGACCUCAAAGAUCGGUGCAGGAUUGGGACGGGGCCUCAAGACGAGUGGUACUUCUUCAGCCACAAGGACAAGAAGUACCCAACGGGGACACGCACGAACAGGGCCACGACUGCCGGGUUCUGGAAGGCGACGGGGAGGGACAAGGCCAUCUUCCUCAGCAACGGUGGCAGGAAGGUCGGCCUGAGGAAGACGCUGGUGUUCUACACCGGCAGGGCACCUCACGGCAAGAAGACCGACUGGAUCAUGCACGAGUACCGCCUCGAUGACGAUAACGUUGAGGUGCCUAUAACUGAGGAUGGAUGGGUGGUGUGUAGGGUUUUCAAGAAGAAGAGCAUCCAGAGAGGCUUCGACCAGCAACAGGGCAUGGCGGCGGCGGUCGUCCACGACGAAGAGCUCCAUUCCUUCCAGCACUCCCCCACCGGCGGCGCGACAACGCCGGUGGACCAGAAGCACGGCCUCCACCAGCUCAUGCACGGCGGCUUCUUUCCCGCCUUCGACCCCUCCAUGCACCUUCCACACCUCACGAACGCCGAGGUGCCCACGCUGGGCACCCCGGCAUUCAUUUCCGGCACGCCGGCUGCCGUCGCCGUGAACCCGCUCGGCAUGGGCUCCUCUCCCCACAACCUGGUGAAGCUAACAACAUCAUCCUGCGGCACUGCCGGUGACAUGCUGCUGAACGGCAGUGAGCGCUUCGGUGCUGUUGCCGCCGCCGACUGGUCUAUCCUCGACAAGCUGCUGGCGUCGCACCAGAACUUGGACCAGCUCUUCCAUGGCAAGUUCGGGGGAACACCUGUAGGGGUUUCCCAACAUUACCAACAGCGGCAGCAGCAAUUGAUGGAGAUGAGCGCGACGUCACUGCAGAGGCUGCCUCUCCAUUACCUUGGCUGCGAGACCGCUGAUCUCUAGUUUUCCAUGUAGCUAGAUUGAACGAUGGUCGAUAUGUAAUCUCUCCCUGGACCGGAGAGGAUGACGGGCUCUUGUAAUUUUGGGUACGGCGGUUAAUUGGUGAAUCCCUUUUUUUCCUAUAUUGUUUUAUA